Diplodia corticola is the source of this 1506-nucleotide messenger RNA. Its product is annotated as p450 reductase. Lineage: Eukaryota; Fungi; Ascomycota; Dothideomycetes; Botryosphaeriales; Botryosphaeriaceae. Gene Ontology annotation, molecular function: oxidoreductase activity, acting on paired donors, with incorporation or reduction of molecular oxygen; monooxygenase activity; iron ion binding. The record is from RefSeq and is a predicted model, not a curated record. The transcript is spliced from 7 exons. The coding region runs from base 1 to 1506 and encodes 501 amino acids.
AUGGCUGCCAAGGUCCCCUCCAUCUUCCAGCAAGAGCCGCACCAUGGCUCUCUGUUUCUCAAGGUGUCCGCUGCUCUCGUGGCCUUGGGAUUGUUUCUGGCAGUGCGCUUCCUGUACAGGUAUCGCAAAGCCUUGAGGCAGUUCCCUGGUCCACCCGUCAAGUCCUUCUGGACAGGGAAUCUGGACCAAACCAUGGCAGACGAUAUCCACGAGAAGUGGCGCAGAUGGCACAUCCAAUACGGCUCCGUCUUCCAGACGUGGAAUGGCCCCUGGGACCGCACCAUCUACAUCGGCGAGCCUUCUCUCGUCUCCAAAAUCGCCAACCAGAACUGGCCCAAGGCACCGGCGCAGUACGAAGGCUUCAAGCCCUUGAGUGGAAAUGCCUUGUUCGCGCAGAUGGACCACACGAGGUGGCACAGACAGAGGAAAGCCCUAGCGCCCGCCUUCGGUCCUGCUGUCGUCAACGCGCAGUUCCCGAGCUUGAGAAAGUACCUCACCCAAUACGUCGACUUCCUCGACAACACGGCGUCAAGCGGCCAGGUCGUUGAUUUCUCUCUGCUGAAUGUCCUGCUUACCUUGGACUUUGUCGGUGAAGUCGCCUUCGGAAUUGACCUCCACGCCAUCGAACAAGGCGAGCAGUGCCGCGUCAUGCAAAUCUUCCAGACCGUGCUCCCAGAGCUGAUGAAGUGCGGUCUCUUCCCGCUCCGGGCGAAGAUGCCGGUGUUGAAGAGCACUCGCGAGAUGCACGCGGCCAUCGGCGAGCUUCGAUCCAUGGCCAACGGUGCGGUGCAGACUUGCCGGAAGAACGACACCCCAGACAGCAAACCAGCCAAACGCAUCUUCGAGAUCCUCGCCAAACAACGCGACAGCAACGGCCAAUACAUGUUCAACAUGAAAGAGCUCGUCGACAACUACGUCACCUUCCUCGUCGCCGGCGGCGACCCCACCGCCCACACCAUCACCUUUGCCAUCUACGAAGUGCUCCGGAACCCGACGGUGCUGGCCAAGCUCCGCGCCGAGCUCGACGCCGUCAUCCCCGCCGACUGCAUCACGCCGUCGCUCGAGCAGGUGAAGCUGCCGUACCUCAACCGCGUCAUCAAGGAGACGCUGCGCAUGCACGGGCCCGGCUUCGGUACCUUCAGGCACUGCGCGCGCGACACGGAAAUCGACGGCGUCGUGCUGCCCGCCAACACGACGCUCGCGCUGUGGAACCCGCAAGUGCAUCGCGACCCGAACGUGUGGGGCCCGACGGCGAACACGUUCAAUCCGGACCGGUGGGGGGACGACCGGGCGGCGCCGAAGCCUGGCUCGUACUUCCCGUUCUCGUACGGGCCGAGGAACUGUCUCGGCCAAGGACUCGCCAUGCUGCAGAUGUCGCUCGCGUUGGCGACGCUGUUCCGCCGGUACGACUUGUCGUUUGAGCCGGGGUUCGAGAUGGAGUUCCAGCCUAGUUUUACUUUGUGUGCUAAGAAUGGCUUGCGUGUUUGCGUUGCCCGUAGGGGAUGA